Cucurbitaria berberidis CBS 394.84 is the source of this 684-nucleotide messenger RNA. RefSeq lists its product as uncharacterized. The transcript has a single exon. Gene Ontology annotation, molecular function: protein binding. The record is from RefSeq and is a predicted model, not a curated record. The annotation marks the transcript as partial. Lineage: Eukaryota; Fungi; Ascomycota; Dothideomycetes; Pleosporales; Cucurbitariaceae.
CAAGUUAUCGUAGGUUCAGAUUCUCGAGAUCGACGAACAUGGCUACUAUCGAGAGCCUUGCUAGCACGACAUUCGAAUUUCUUCGCCGACCUGUUUCAAGAUCCGAAUGCGAAAGAGCCAGUGAUAUUGAAGGAUGUAGAGCCGAGAGACUUCCAGAACUUCGUAGACUACAUACGCAGCAGCAUCUACUCGCUCAAUCAACAGACUCCAGGGUACAGGGCGAUCAGGGCCAACACAUUGGCAUGCUUAUUAGGCAUACGGCUAGGUGCGAAGGCAUACCAUGACGCAGCGCUACGACAAGUCUACAUGAUAUUUGAGCCGCUCGCCCGCCUCCGGACGUCGAAUGCGCGCAAGUCCUCGAUACGCGCCUCGGAUGUGGAGUUUAUCUGUAUAAACACGUCUCCAAACGGCUCAACCACCAACACCGUCCUCAACGAGAGCGGCGCUCGAAACAAGAUCAAUAGCGGCAUCAGACAACUCUUCUUCGAUGCUGUGGCGAGCCAUUGGACACAGUCCAACGUCCUCAACAUAGGCGAUACGGGCAUGGAUACGCACGGCGACACCGCGUCCUGGUCCGACAUGUACAAUGUGUACACUGACUUUCGGGUUACCAUUGCGAGCAGCCUCAUGAUGACGAACAGCUGGCGUGCUGCGCUCCUACGUCCCGUCGAAGACUAUCUCAAU